Fraxinus pennsylvanica is the source of this 813-nucleotide messenger RNA. The record is from the annotation of a GenBank genome assembly. NCBI's taxonomy places the organism in Eukaryota, Viridiplantae, Streptophyta, Magnoliopsida, Lamiales, Oleaceae.
AUGGAAGAGGAUGAGAAGGAGAGAUUGAGGUUUUCUGAAGGAAGAAAUGAUUGUGAUAGUGAUUCUGAGGGUUAUGUGGAGGACCUAGUUGAUGAUGAACUUUGCUAUUCCUCUGGUGGCAUCCCCAAGCUGCAAUUCAGGAAAGAUGUGUCGAAGGCACGGUGGAUUGAGGAGUUGGGAAUUGCUGAGGUGGUGGAGCGCAAGGGUAAAAUGUGGACCACAACUGGGAUGGUUCGUGAUGGCAAAAUAUACAGCUCUAUCGAAGAGGCUUUGUUUUUGGCUGAAAUUGGAGCUUUGCAUGUCUUGAAUGGUGAUGAUGCAUACCUUUCCUUAAAAGAUUUAUAUGAAAAGGUUGCUAAAGGUACAGAUGGAUAUGGAUGCUCUUGGGAGUCUUUUGAAAUUUAUCGCCACUUAAAAUCUCUUGGUUACAUUGUUGGCCGGCAUGGUAUCCCUUGGACUUCUAGGAGUACUAAAAUUAAUUCCAUUGCUGAAAAUGGUGCAUCUGAACUUGAUGGGACAAGUUGUAAUGGGUCAAGACACGACAUUAUCAUUACCGAAAUGCUCAAUAACUUGCAGCUUAGUGAAGUGAGAACAAUUUUCGAUGUUUACCCGCCUAAUAGCAAGUUUAAGAAGUCUUCUCCUGGUAGUCCGUGUUUUCUUCUCUGCCUUGCUGGUGACCACCCACCAUCUAAACAAGCGACCGAGGACCUUGAGACACGUUACAAAGGCCAUUGUAUAAAGUUUUGUAAUGUCGAGCAUGGGCGCGUCAGUUUCUUUUCAUUCACCAAAGUGGAACUUCCUGUCCUUCCAUGA